GCUAUGGCUGUCAACAGUGCAAUAGUUCUCUUCAUUGCUGCGACUGUAACGAUAGCCCAAGCUGCCGGUGGACCAAAAAAUGUACUCUUUAUGCCAGUUGAUGAUCUGAGGCCUGAAUUGCUGGAAGCAUAUGAUCAGAAGCAUAUCAUUACUCCAAACCUGGACAGGUUGGCCAAAGAGAGUCUUGUCUUCCAAAGAGCUUACUGUCAGCAUGCUUUGUGUAUUCCCUCGAGGAACAGUUUCAUGACUGGAAGGAGACCAGAUACAACUCACGUUUGGGCAGGAUUAGGAAAUGCUAACUUCAGAGUUACAGGCCCAGACUGGAUAUCACUUCCAGAGCACUUUAAGAACAGUGGGUACACUACACUAGGAGGAGGAAAGACAUACCAUCCCAAUAGCCCUCCUAACUGGGAUGAGCCAAAAUCCUGGUCACAAGAUCAGCCCUAUUUUCCAUUUGCACUUGUAAAGUGUCCUAAUACUACAACAACACAGAAUGAGAGAGUUGGGGGCAAUGUUGCUCCUAUUGAUACCUGGUGCCCAUUGGAUGAAAAGGAAUAUCCAGACACUUUUCAUUAUGAUUGGAAACUUGCAAACCACACAAUAUACACUUUAAAAUAUGUGAAGGAUAAAGGAGGCCCUUGGUUUGUUGCUGCCGGUUUUAGACGACCACAUGAUCCAUGGAUGAUGCCAAAGCGCUUCUGGGACAUGUAUAGCAGUGAUGAUAUACCAACUGUUCUUCACAGGAACAGACCUGUUGGCUCACCAGAUAUUGCAUUCCACAAUCAAGGAAUUAUAGACUAUUCCAAUGACACAGAGUAUCUACCAAUGCCAAAUCCAAUUCCGGUUGAGAUACAGCAAAAAGUACGCCAUGGAUAUUUUGCAUCAGUUUCAUGGGUUGACUCACAGAUUGGUCGGGUAUUACAAGCUCUUGAUGACAUGUCAUUAGCAGAUGAUACAUUAGUGGUACUCUUUGGUGAUCAUGGAUAUCAGUUGGGAGAACAUGAUUCCUGGCAUAAAAUGACUAACUGGGAGCUUGCUGUUCGAGUGCCAUUAAUCAUAAGAGCACCAUGGAACCAGCUAGUGCUGGUAAGAGGAGUCAUGCAUUUGUUGAGCUAGUUGAUCUGUA
This is a messenger RNA of Amphimedon queenslandica, 1126 nucleotides long. Its product is annotated as iduronate 2-sulfatase-like. Lineage: Eukaryota; Metazoa; Porifera; Demospongiae; Haplosclerida; Niphatidae. Gene Ontology annotation, molecular function: iduronate-2-sulfatase activity. Bases 4 to 1116 code for a protein of 370 amino acids. The transcript has a single exon. The record is from RefSeq and is a predicted model, not a curated record. Gene Ontology annotation, cellular component: cytoplasm.